Messenger RNA from Myzus persicae (green peach aphid), 1369 nucleotides. RefSeq lists its product as uncharacterized. Lineage: Eukaryota; Metazoa; Arthropoda; Insecta; Hemiptera; Aphididae. The record is from RefSeq and is a predicted model, not a curated record. The transcript has 2 exons. The coding region runs from base 974 to 1369 and encodes 131 amino acids.
CAUAAAAAUUACAAUUAAUUAUAUAUAUAAUAUUAUACAAAUUCAAGUCAAUUUUUUUUUGUGACUAGUUGUCAUAGUCAUCGGUAUAAUUGACGUAUUAUUUGACGAUACGUUUUUUUGAUAAUCGAUAAACGGAUAAUACCUACAGUGUGAUCAUUUUAGUGCUCACGAGGUCUUUCCGAACACUAUCGACAAAUCGGUAAUUGGUGACUAUAGUCACUAUACAGUACUCGUUGAAUGUAGAGUCUCUUUAUUUUUAAGAUAUAUCGUCGUUAUUUAUAAAUUAUUUUUUCGAAAAAUAUUAUUACUCUGGACUCAAUUUACCUAACACGUUAAAGUUUGCCGGACUCAAUUUACUUAGUCCUAUAAUAUCCACCCAAUUAUUGGGGAAUAUAUUGGGUCCCAAUGGCACAGCAGUAUUAUAUACCUAAUGGCUAAUACAGAUCUGAAUACAAAUUGUACUUAAAAUAUUAUAAUUUAAUAUAUACUAUACUAAAGCUGGCAUAUUACGACUUUAUGAACGCACUUACUGGUUAGUAACACACAACGCUGUACCCGUCGUCAGGUUUUUUCUGUGGCAGCUUAGGACGUUAUUAUAAAAAUUGUGUUCAUAUCAAUUUCCGAGCUCCAACAAGCACAUUCAUACGUCACCAAAACGGAAAACUAAGUCAUCAUAGAUUACGAAUGUUUCAACGUCGGCAUCACAGACGCAGAUCGAAGAGAUGUGUACGGCGACGACAAACCUGUGACCACAAUUCUAUAAAUGACCACCAAAUUUCUUUUAUUAAAUUAUUUUUAUAUAACUUCAAAUAAUUCAAAUAUAGUUCCUAAGAGGGAAGCAGGUGUGGUCUGUGAGGCUAUUGCGUACCGGCAGCAACACUAAGCGUUGAAGGUUCACGCCGUGGUUUGACGAGACGACUCGCCGCCAUGGCGCGGUGUGGAGACGAGUGAAAAAAGCCCGGCGCCUCCUACGAUGCUAUUGUUGCCGAGAGGAAUUAAUAGCGGCCAGCACAACUCCCCGCGGCCGAUGAACGCCAGCCAAGACGACGGUGACGCGGGGAGUGGUCGCCCGCGGAGAGACGAGAUCGCGGUCGAUGGUUACGCGGUUACCGACACGCGAGACCAACUGGUGGUCGGCGAGCGCCCGGCAGCGUCGGUCGUGCGAGGAGUGACAGACGAAAACGGCGGCGGCGGCGGCGGGGACUGCAAAUCACGAAUGGCGGGCGAGAGAGAGCUGAAUCUAGGAACACGGACGUCAGCAUCGUCGGACCCGCGGGAACGUAUUAUGUUUCGGGGUACGGCGGUGAGCGACUCCCCGGCAGAAGCUGCCGACGGGAUGUGUUGCAUAUUCAGCAUUUAUAUAAUAUAA